AUGGACCAAAUGCUGAACCACCUCCUCGGCGAGAACUACUUCUCCGGCAACUGCGAGAACAUCCAACACCUGAUACUGCUCGGUAAGGGGAUCAAGAAGGUUCAAUUUAUACUGCCCAACUUCAAUGUGCUCGGUCCCGGCGGAGAUCCCGCGGAGUCGCCCGAACGUCUUGCCAGCUACCUCAAGUACGGGAAAGUCCAGUCGCAGCCGAAGAGUCGUGAUGCCAACAUUCUCGACCCUUCGAACCGCGUGGCCCACAGGUAUAUUUUCAAGAAGCGCUCGGUCCGGUACCUAUCCGACGAUCUAUCUGAGCUGGGCUGUUUGCAGCACGGCGAUGAACUACUCGUGGUCGUAGAGCGUGGCGGCUCUGCAAACGACAAAGACAGUACCGCGGGCGCGAGCACGCAUGAUCCCUUAUUGGAAAGUCAAGAUGGGGAAACUGGCCUCGGGGCAAUUCAUCUCCGACAUGCGUGGAUGAUGAGCACGGCGAAGUCCAUGCCUGAUGUGAGUGGAGAUGACGCGGUCGAAGACACGUAUCACGACGUCGACGAGUACGACUGGCAAGACUGGUUGUAG
Molecule: messenger RNA, 576 nt
Organism: Anthostomella pinea
Lineage: Eukaryota; Fungi; Ascomycota; Sordariomycetes; Xylariales; Xylariaceae
Source: the annotation of a GenBank genome assembly